Gorilla gorilla gorilla (western lowland gorilla) is the source of this 10132-nucleotide messenger RNA. RefSeq names its product protocadherin alpha-C2. Gene Ontology annotation, molecular function: calcium ion binding. Gene Ontology annotation, biological process: homophilic cell-cell adhesion. Bases 5904 to 8789 code for a protein of 961 amino acids. The record is from RefSeq and is a predicted model, not a curated record. Gene Ontology annotation, cellular component: plasma membrane. NCBI's taxonomy places the organism in Eukaryota, Metazoa, Chordata, Mammalia, Primates, Hominidae. The transcript is spliced from 5 exons.
GUACUAAGUUUAGUGAAUUAGAAACAGCUUAACCUAGGCAGUUGCAAUUCUUGUUCCAAAAAUGCUCAAUUUGCUGCUACACUGGCAUGGACACUUGCUACCUCCUUGUUUUGAGUCAUUAACAAAAUGUUGAAUGGGAUAUCUGGAGUAUCAAGUAAUUGUUGACUUUUUGGUCACCCAACCCCCUUGCAUCUUAAUGUCUUGGCACUUAAGAGUUGGCAUAUUAUUUCAGUACAUAUCUAACCUUAUGUACUCCUCACAGGACCCUAAUGAGGUUGGUAUUGAUGAAGAAACUGGGUCCCAAAAAGGUGAUGGAAUUUAUCCGAAGCUCCAGGAAGCUUCUUUUUACCAUGGCUCUGUUUCUUGAGGUUAAAGAACAUGAUUUACCAGGCUCUGUUUCUUGAGAGACCAAGAGUGGAUCCCUGUAGCCCCCAUUAGAAUUCUCCUUCUAGGUUAAACUAUUCCAUUAGUAAACACUUUUUGGCAUGUUAUUUAAACAAUUACAAAAUCACCUAACUACACUGUCUUGCAGCUGCCUUUCUUUCUUUAUCUUGUCCACAUGAGUAUAUUGGGAGACUUUGUUUAAUGUCUCCAUAAAUUCUAGAUUGACUGUUCCUGCAGCAUUUCUUUUUUUAAAUUUUGUUUUGAUAAGCAUUUAUUUUGGCAAUGAUUCUAGUAAAUGAAACUAAAAUGCCCAUAUGAAAAACAAUCUUAAGUCUAUGUGGUUAGUUUGAAGUUACCAGUUUUUAAUUAAGCCAGAGUAGCCCUUAGUAUGAAUGCCUUCAUUUCUAAGUGCUCAUAAACAAUCACUUUAGUAAUAUUACAGUUUUGAAGGAAUUUAUAUCAAGCUUAAUGGCACUUUUUAAAAGAUAGGAAAGUGGGUUCUCUAGUCACAUCUGUAAGUUAUUUCAGUGCCUUGGAAGAUCAUUUAUCUGGCCACAGAUACUUGACUUACUUACAUCAGUUUUUGUUUGUUUGUUUGUUUGUUUGUUUGUUUGUUUUUUGAGAUGGAGUCUCGCUCUGUUGCCCAGGCUGGAGUGCAGUGGCAUGAUCUCGGCUCACUGCAACCUCCACCUCCUGGGUUCAAGCCAUUGUCCUGCCUCAGCUUCCCGAGUAGCUGGGACUACAGGCACCCAACACCACGCCUGGCUAAUUUUUUUGUAUUUUUUAGUAGAGACGGGGUUUCACCAUGUUAGCCAGGAUGGUCUCGAUCUCCUAACCUUGGCCUCGGCCUCCCAAAGUGCUGGGAUUACAGGCGUGAGCCACCACACCCGGCCACUUAUAUCACUUUUAUGCUUCCUAUCUCCUUAUUGAUCUUGAGGUUUAAGUUUCACUUAACCAUUUUCUUCAAUGAAAAAGAAUUUUAUAAUUUAAAAAACCUCAACCUUUAAUAUUCUAUGAUUCUUGUUAGGCCAUCUCAAUUGAGAAUACUGAUAAAGAAGUAAAACUCCCCCCAAUACUGGCUAGUUUGAUUUUAUCUGUUAAUAUUACGCAAUCUGUCCCAAACCUGUCUCUCCCUUUUUAUUGUUACUUAUCCAAAGAUGGCUUGAAUCUCUUAUGGCUUGAAUCUCUUUGUUUAUUCUAAGCAAUUUUCAGACACCUCAGCCAACUAUCAAUAAUAUAUUAGUUUUUUAGAACUAAAAAUGUAGAGGAUCUCCCCCUAAAAGCCAAUUGUUAAUGCCAAAUAUUUGACUGAUAUAUUUCUUCUGGAGGAAGGGAGAUGUGAAAAAAUUUAGCCAUCAAGUUAUGUGAAAACUUUUUCAUCUUCCCAUCCACUGGAUGUUUUAUCUGUAAAUAAUGCUAUAAUCAUAUUGGAAAGUAUUUUCCUUCUGGGGAUGCAUGAAGAUCAGGAAUCCUAUUCGUUUUUAACAAGAUGGAAUUUUUAAAAACUACUUUGGACAACUCUAAACAUCAGAGAUGACCAUUUGUCUCUCUUUUAUUAUAUAACUUGUGCUCAGUUUGUAGAGCAACAUAAAUACAUGAAUUAAAAAAUGAAAACUAGCUCCUUCCCUAUUUGACAGAUACUUCUCAACCUCCUCUCCAUAAGAUAUGCUCUAUCCCUAUAUAGGAAAUUUUUCUGUAGCAGCUUGAGUUUACUAAAAAUAAGAUCUGAAGAAAAUGAAGCAAUUAACAUUUAUUGAGAGUCUAUAAGGGUUUCUACAUUGUGAAGGAGACAGAAAUAUAAGACAUGGCUCCUGCUUUCAGGUUGCUUAUAAUUAAAGAGAUAAUAUUAAAUUAUUUGGAUGAAUUUAAAAAUGACACAUGCCAUCUUACAGAUAUGCUGUAGACUGUGAAAAUGAAAAAAAAACUCGUGUUUAGAGUAGACACUGUUUCAUGGAUUAGGUAGGUUUUCAUCUGGACUUUGAAAUGUAUGUAAGAUUGUAUAAGGAGGAGAGAAAAUAAGAAGCUGUUUGUAUUAGAAUUACACAGAUAAAUUUGUAAAUUUAGUUCUUUUCAAAGAACAUUAAUUGAGCACCUCUGUGCCAAGCUCCCUACUGGAUGCUGUAGAUUACAGCAUGUUUAGGAACUAACUUCAUACUCUGUUGCUAAAGUAUUUCUGUGUUUUCUAAAAAGGUAAAUCUCUUGUGAGGAAACAAAUCUCUUGAAGGGGUUCUCAUAACAGAAGUCCCAUUUACUUCAUGAUAUAAAAAGGGGCUGUUUUUUGGUUUUGUUCUCAAAAUGUAGGAUAUAGUUCUAGAAGUAAUUGGGAAAGCUUAACUUUGUUGCAUACGCAUCUUCCCUAUCAUGGUUGAUUUCCUAUAUGGCAUAGUUAAAUGUGCUUAUCCGUGUUUUAUAUCUAAAGGGCCAUGCUACAUAUAGACUGCCAACUAAGGUUUUAUCUGAUGAUAAUAAAUUGUUGUAUUUCACGACGACAGCAACAGCAACAAUAAUGUACUUAACUAGUCACUGUGCAAAUUGCUUUACAUACAUUUUCUCAUGUAAUCAUAAUAACCCUAUGAGUUUUGCUUACUAUUGUUUUCCUUAAUUAAAAUGAGUAAAGUGAAGCUUAGGCUAAGUAACAUAACUUAGGCUAAGUUAUGGAACUUAGGCUAAGUCCAUAGCCACACAGUUGGUCACUGGCAGUCACUGGCAGGAGUGUGACUGACUCCAAAGUCUAUAUUCCUAAUUACUGUGUUCUACUUUUUAAUAGGGAGCUCUUGAAGGUCCAAGGAAAGGAAUGCAUAAUGGUGUGGUCAAGGCAUUAGUGUUAAUAUUUGUAGAAAGAGUAAUUAACAACAGUCUGAGCAAUCACAUUCUAACAACUAGUAAGGUUGGCAGGAGCCUCAGUAUAAUGGUAUGAGGAACGAAAUCAUUAUAGUGCCAAAUAGAGUAUACCAUCUCUUUAGUACAAUGUCUUUCAAAACAAGGCUGAUUGUGUUGGCUUUAUGUUUGACUCCUUAAUAAUUAAGGCAGUAAAUUCUAGUUGGAGCUAAAUACCUACAAGGCCUAAAACAGCAUAAUGGACAACCUGGCAGGUGUCCUUGCUGGAAGAUGACAAGAGUGCUGAAAGGAGAGGCCUGGUUUUUCUCCCAAGACAUGACAUUUGGGGGCUUCCAUUAAAAAAUCACCAAGCCUCUGCCACUGUAAUCUCUUCCUUAAGUGCCUAUGAUUUUUUCACAGUCACAGGUCUAUGCCUGGUCAAUACCCAGUGGCCAGGUCUCUGAGCUGUGUGCAGAGAUGGCAGCGACUUGGAGGGCUGGGAGGAGAUGAGGGGAGGAAAGAUCACUUUUCAUGACAACUUACAACUUGAUUCCACUUAUAAGCCAUUUAUUUUCAGAAACAAGUAAUGGGUGAGGACAUAGGCCAGGUCCACAAUUUGUGCACUUGAGAGAUUAAGGCCUCCGAGAUCAAAUUACCACAGCAAACUGAGACAGAAUUAUUGUAGGGAUGUUUGGGGAGGAUGCAGAGAGAAGAGGAAGAAGCCAGAGACCCAAGAAAGGAGACAGGAAUAGAUUUUGAUGAAAAUUGCUUCCUACUCUGUACCCUUGAGGAAACAAAGAGGACAAAUAAGAAGCAGCAGUGAUAGGAGGCUGGGCGUUUCUCUGGAAUAACACUGGCUAGGUAGUGGAGCAUUGAUAGUGAGUGUGCUUGGUCGGUGGAACGAAGGGAUGUGCUAGUUCAGGCCUUUGAAUUCUGGGUGUCAGGAUCACAACCUUGGCUCCUUUAACUGUCCGCUCUAGGAGGGAAGCAUGCCAAAUGUCAGGUCUCACUCUGUCUUUGUUCCAGUCCAUAGCUAGAAAAUGACCCAUAGAGGAAGAUCUACAGAUGAGAGAAUACUGGGAGAUGAAGAGAAAGGACGUUUUAGUGAGUGCUUUUUUUGCACAUGAGGCAAUAGAUUUCAAAUUCCUGUGGAAGAAAUGUGAGAACCUGGGAAGAGUGAAUAUUCAGAACUGAGCAGCAGAGGCAAUGACACAGCAUGGAAAGAUUUCCUCUGAUCCUUCUACCUUCUCUUUUACUGAAGUGAAUUUGUUGUCUCUGCGUUGCCUCUAUAGCAGUACAAGAGGAAACUUGGGGACACAGAAGAACAGAAGUCUAAGGAGUCUUAUAUUUAAGGAAGAUAAGCUGCAGUCAUUGAAAUUGCUGGUUAUUGUAAGAUAAAUCCCAGACUCCCACAUUUUGCUUAAUGACAGCAGAUUUUUUUUUUUUUAACUGCAAAGCAUUAAUGGAAUCCAAAUUCCAGCCUGGCUUAGGAGAUCAACAGUAACGCUCUUGAUUUAAUGGUUUUGCAGACUCUUGAAGACAUUGUCAUCCAUUAAAGAAAAAAUUUUAAAUUACUCUUGAAAGAAAAUGUCUUGGGUGAUAAAUGUAAAAGAUUUGAAGCAAGAUUAGAAAAAGCUUGAGAGAAGAAUCUCUUUAAAAAUUUUACCAAAUUUUCCCCACUGUCGCCAAAAUGGGUCAAAUAAUAGAUUUGCCUACAGCUUCAUGGAGACUAUUUUUUUAAACAGAGCAUUUUAAACAUGUAAAUAUUGGUUAUUUGCCAAGGCACACACUGAAAAUAAGGGCCACUUGGCCGAGAGCAGAAUUGAGUCUUGGAUCCCAGGAUGCUGGUUUUAGGCUUGCUCCCGGAAAGAGGGCAGCAUUUGCCAUCCCCCUCCUUUUGCCCUAGGAGUUGAGCACUUUCUGCAGUUCUUAAGAGUGUCCAGGGAAGAUGUGGGAGUCAGGUGAAUAGUUCCCAUCGCCAGUAACCCCAGAGCGCCUCCCCCUGCGUUGUUUCCUUUUAAUGUUAGAUCCGCCGCCUGGGUGCCCAUACUUAGCUAAGGCCCCUCAGUUUAUUUUCCUGAAUUGCGCUUGGAGAUCUUUUCCUGGGGAGCUGAUAGCCAGACUUCUAGGGGCUUGACUGCUUUUCCCAGACUAAUCUCCUUAAAGACCCGUUAAGCAGGGGAGAGACGGUGGAGCCUCGAUGAACUGGACAGUGGGGGUAGGGAGAAAGGGAGUGGCCGUGUUCCUGCGGUCCGCUGGGAUCCGGCAGGUCCAGGGUGAAGGAGAUGGGGCUGGAGAGGCUGAGCAGUCCGGGUUCGCUGUCCGCCACUUCGGCGCGGAAUCAGAGCAGGACUUGCUGAGCCCUCCUACCCCUCCCUUUCCCCCUCCCCCUCUGUCUUCCCUUCUGUUUCCUUUUCCCUCCCCCUGGAGCUGUAGCGGCAGCAGCAGCAGGAAGCCGAGCCGGGUUGAGCGACUCGGUGGCGAGAGUAGGAGCUGGAAUAUGGGGAGUCAGCGAGGACGGUGGGGCCAGGAGCCCUUGGCAGGGCCUAUGGAGGGAGCGGCCCCAGGCGCUUGCUAGAGCGUGAGCGGUGGGGGAGCGGGCGCAGGGUGGCACGAGCGGAGGCGGGGCCCGGGCGUGGGGCACGGCUGGGGAAGCUGCCGCCUCCGGCCCUGCCCGGCUGCCUCCGCCGCGGCCAGUGGCUAUGGAGCAGGCGGGCACCAGACCUGCGGCGACAGAGCAUCCACGGCUCCGGCGGCCCAUGCCCUGGCUGCUGCUACUGCCUCUCCUGCUGCUGUUGCUGCUGCUGCUACCUGGCCCAGCGGCCUCCCAGCUGCGAUACUCCGUGCCAGAGGAGCAGGCACCCGGCGCGCUCGUGGGCAACGUGGCUCGCGCGCUGGGGCUUGAGCUGCGGCGCUUGGGGCCGGGUUGCUUGCGCAUCAACCAUCUGGGUGCGCCCAGUCCGCGCUACCUGGAGCUGGACCUGACGAGUGGAGCGCUCUUCGUCAACGAGCGCAUUGAUCGGGAGGCGCUGUGUGAGCAGCGGCCUCGCUGCCUGCUCAGCUUGGAAGUGCUGGCGCACAACCCCGUGGCGGUGAGCGCCGUUGAGGUGGAAAUACUGGACAUCAACGACAACUCACCGCGUUUCCCGCGGCCCAACUACCAGCUUCAGGUAAGCGAAUCGGUGGCGCCUGGAGCGCGCUUUCACAUAGAGAGUGCGCAGGACCCCGACGUGGGCGCCAACUCAGUACAGACCUACGAGCUCAGCCCCAGCGAGCACUUCGAGCUGGACCUUAAGCCCCUGCAGGAGAACAGUAAAGUGCUUGAGCUGGUGCUGCGUAAGGGCCUAGACCGGGAGCAGGCAGCCUUGCACCACCUGGUUCUCACAGCCGUGGAUGGGGGCAUCCCAGCCCGCUCGGGUACGGCACAGAUCUCUGUGCGUGUCCUGGACACUAACGACAACUCUCCUGCCUUUGACCAGUCCACUUAUCGCGUCCAGCUACGGGAGGACUCACCCCCAGGCACAAUGGUGGUGAAGCUGAAUGCCUCAGACCCGGAUGAGGGCUCCAAUGGUGAGCUCAGGUACUCCUUGAGCAGCUACACGUCGGACCGGGAGAGGCAGCUCUUCAGCAUAGAUACCAGUACCGGGGAAGUGCGAGUAAUUGGGGGGCUGGAUUAUGAGGAAGCCUCCUCCUACCAGAUCUAUGUGCAGGCGACUGACCGGGGUCCAGUGCCCAUGGCAGGUCACUGCAAGGUGCUGGUGGACAUCGUGGACGUGAAUGACAAUGCCCCAGAGGUGGUGCUCACGGACCUGUAUAGCCCAGUGCCUGAGAAUGCUACACCCAACACCAUUGUGGCGGUUCUCAGUGUCAAUGACCAAGACUCAGGCCCCAACCGGAAAGUGAGCCUGGGUCUGGAGGCCACACUGCCUUUCCGGCUGAAUGGCUUUGGAAACUCCUAUACACUGGUGGUGAGCGGCCCACUGGACCGAGAGCGGGUGGCUGUCUACAACAUCACGGUGACAGCCACAGAUGGGGGAAUACCACAGCUCACAUCCCAGCGUACACUGAAGGUUGAGAUCUCUGACAUCAAUGACAAUCCACCAAGCUUCCUGGAGGACUCCUAUUCCAUCUACAUACAGGAGAACAAUUUGCCAGGUGUGUUGCUCUGUACUGUGCAAGCCACAGACCCAGAUGAAAAGGAGAAUGCAGAGGUGACCUACUCCCUUCUGGAGAGGGAGAUUCAAGGGCUGCCAGUCACCUCCUAUGUCUCCAUUAACAGUGCCAGUGGCAGCCUUUAUGCUGUCAACUCCUUUGACUAUGAGAAGUUUCGGGAGUUCUUUGUGACUGUGGAGGCUCAGGACAAGGGGAGCCCACCACUGAGCAGCACUGUGACUGCCAACGUGUAUGUGGUGGACAUGAAUGACCAUGCCCCUCACAUUCUGUACCCUACCUCAACCAACUCAUCAGCAGCCUUCGAGAUGGUGCCUCGAACUGCCCCUGCUGGCUACCUGGUCACCAAAGUCAUAGCCAUGGACUCAGACUCUGGGCAAAAUGCUUGGCUUUUUUACCAUCUAGCCCAGACUUCUGACCUGGACCUCUUUAAGGUAGAGCUGCACACAGGAGAAAUUAGGACUACCAGGAAGAUGGGAGAUGAGAGUGGUAGCACUUUCAACCUGACCGUGGUGGUCCGAGAUAAUGGAGAGCCAUCACUAUCAGCCUCUGUGGCCAUUACAGUAGCUGUGGUGGAUAGGGUUUCCAAAAUCCUCCCUGACACUCAGAGGCAUGUUAAGAGCCCUCGGACAUACUCUGAAAUUACCCUUUAUCUAAUAAUAGCAUUAAGCACAGUGUCUUUUAUAUUUCUUUUGACAAUCAUCAUUUUGAGCAUCAUCAAGUGCUACCGCUACACUGCGUAUGGCACUGCAUGCUGUGGAGGCUUCUGUGGAGUAAGGGAAAGGUCCCCUGCAGAACUGUACAAACAAGCCAACAACAAUAUUGAUGCCAGGAUACCGCAUGGCCUCAAAGUGCAGCCUCACUUCAUUGAAGUUCGAGGGAAUGGCUCCCUCACCAAGACCUACUGCUACAAGGCCUGUCUGACAGCAGGCUCAGGGAGUGACACUUUCAUGUUUUACAAUACAGGGGCCCAGACAGGACCAGGGCCUUCGGGAGCCCAAGCAGCAGUGACUGACAGCAGGAACCUCACAGGCCAAAGUGGUCAGAAUGCUGGGAACCUGAUUAUUCUCAAAAAUGAGGCUGUUUCUCAAAAUGAGCCACGACAGCCCAACCCUGACUGGCGUUACUCUGCCUCCCUGAGAGCAGGCAUGCACAGCUCUGUGCACCUAGAGGAGGCUGGCAUUCUACGGGCUGGUCCAGGAGGGCCUGAUCAGCAGUGGCCAACAGUAUCCAGUGCAACACCAGAACCAGAGGCAGGAGAAGUGUCCCCUCCAGUCGGUGCGGGUGUCAACAGCAACAGCUGGACCUUUAAAUACGGACCAGGCAACCCCAAACAAUCCGGUCCCGAACCUAAAAAGCAGACCCAAGUUUCCUUUCUCCUCCGCCGCAAAGGAGAGGCUUCCCAGCCCCGCCAGUGAGAGGUUGGACUCUCUGCCCUGUGCUCCGGGGAUCCUGUCUUGAUGACACUUGCAGGGCAGGCUGAAAAGUUUUGAGAUUGAGCAGCUUGGGUGUUUGCGGCCACUGGGUAUGUGUGGCUACCGCGGGUAUGCGAGUGCCAGAUAUUGGCUGAGACGAGCCAGCUUAGACUAAUUGGUACAAGGGAGGCAAGAAAACAAAGACAAAUAAACAGCGGAAGUUAUCAGUAUGGAGGGGAAGUGUAAACUUAAAGGGACCAGACUUUCUAAAUCUUACAACUCAAGAGGUGGCGGCCACCCUCUAGGAGACAAAACUACCCCCACUGACAAGGCUUUAGGAGACCCUAAAGUCUGUUGGCUGUGACUUCAUUAUACCUAAAAUCUGCAUCAUACCUGCAAGCCAACAGUUCAGUGUUUUAACAGAGAACCACCCUGGGAAACAGAAGCAGAUCUGAUGUGUUUCCUAUACAUGUCCUGUGCUCACUUUAUUAAAAAUUCUUUUGCACACAAUGUUUAUGAAAAGGCCAGAUCCUUUUCCAAUACUUAUGCAAAAGCAAAAGAAAACCCCGACACCUCACCUUUUGCUGUUUGUUGUUUCAUAGAUUUAUUUAAAAAAAGAGAAAGUCUAUAGCUAUAAAUCUUUAAAGAGAAAUAUGAAUACAAUUCCCCUAAACUCUCCUCAAAAGAGAAUUCAGUCUACAGCCAUUUAAAUGAUCAUUGCUGCUACAGAAGUGCUUUAAGAGAAUUGCCUGAAACAUCUGUAUUAUAUCGGCCACCUGCCAAUCACAGCUUUACUCUUUCAGGUCACUCUGGGGCUGCCUCUUGCAUGUAUUACUAAAUAAAAUGAUCUCUCUUUCUCUCUCUCUCUCUUUUCUAAGAAACAAUUAUGUGCACUUUGAUACACAACCUUCUCUAACCAACUAUAUAUCAAGACCCAAAAAUUGAAUAAAAAUAUUGUUUUCUCAUACAGUGAGCAGAUUUUUCAAUCUACUAAUUCUGUGACUUGUCUUGGUGUGCUAGCCUACACCUUCUCUUUGGUUUAGUUUUCCUUUUCUAUAACACUCUGAAUUGCUAAUCUUACUAACACCUAUGAUGUUACCUGAAAUCAAUCUCCCAUAUGUAUGCUGUAUGCUAUGCUAAGACUCCUGAAAUAUACUUACUCUGUGCUUGUGUAUGUGAAUGUUAAUGCAACUAUUACCUAGAGUGAACUUUAAGCUUUAUUGUUGAAUGUAAUUCCAUUAUAUUUCCUUUUGUACACCUGUGAAAAAGUGGAGUAGUGUUUUUUUAACCAUUGUUAAUCAGCUUUUGUGUAUGAAAGACACAGUAAAAUUUCUUUCUUAAAUCAA